AUGCGCUGUGCUAAUUCUCACUCAGAUACACGUCCGAUUGGCAGAUUGGAAAAAGACCAAGAAAGUCUUUCACAAACACGAUCUCGAACUUCUCCUGUUGAAUAUCGGUCUUCUAGGUCAUCAAAAAAUGAAGAACAUUCAUCUUCUCGUUCUUCAUCAAGAAGCCAAUCGCCUUCAGUUUCAACUUCUAAAAAGUGUACGAUCUAUCCAGAUAUGAAAUCAUCAGCUAGAAGUGCUCGAUCUCCUUCAACGUCUACAACUGCCCCUCGUCUCGAGCACCAUCGAACAAAACGUUCGCCAUCGUCUGAACAAGAUAGCAAAAAUCCUUAUCAAAACUCACCGUCAUCUGGAUCGUCUACCAAAGCAUCUGCUUUAAAUGCUCAAAAUAACGACCCGACAUCGAUGAUGUCGUCUGCGCAUCGUUACUCUGCCUCCUCAUCUGCAGUCGUGAGCGUUAAAAAAAAGUCGCCUUCAGUAUUACAUGACACUAAUGAACAAACUGAUCGAGCGAAACCAACACAAAGUACUUCUACAUCGUCUAGUUCGCAACAAUCAAAAGGUUCGACAACUAUAAUAACCCCAGAAUCAAGAAAAAAGACGAUUAUAAGUAAAUCACUUUCAAACAAUGACGACGAUAAAAUUGUAUACAUUCCUGAACUUCCAUCACAUAUUGGCAACAACCAAGAACUUGAAAUAAUGAUUCUCCGCAAAUUGAAGAAUCUGACUGGAAAAGAUAAUGUAGUUGUUGUUAAAUGUUAUACUGAUUUGGGCAUAGGUGUUAUAAAGGUAUCUAGCAAGAAAGAUAAAGAAUAUUUCAUUAAUGAACUUGAAUCAAUUGUACUAGAUGCAAAACGUGGCUUAAUGAUUGUGUUUGUUGGUGAAAUCGAACUCAUCUCAUAUAUAGUUCUAGAUCCAAAAACAAAAGAUCUGCCAUCUGCUGAUGAAGUUGCUCAGCAAUGGAUGCGCUCAUACAAAACGAGCCGUCCAUUGAGUUGUGAUGUGUUGUCUGUUCAAUUUCCAAACAUCUUUCAAAUUGCCACUCAGUCACUCGACGAACUAGUCAGAGCAAUGUCUAUUAAAGACUUUUCAAUUAAUCAUAUGUUUGCGACAGUCUACUUUCGUGCUGAUUGCAGUUUUCUUGAAAAUCUUCCUAGAACUGUUACUCAAGAUCAGUUACGAAAAGCUAUUACUGUUCAAGUCGAAGAAAAAACUCUUUUAGAAACAUCACUCUAUAUUCAGCAUAACAAAGAAGCAGGCAAUGCAGUUAUUCUUGCAAGUGAAGUUGCUCGAAAAUGGACAUCAUGUAGUUCUCUCGAGUUGGAUGGACGCGUGUUUACGAAGAAACAAAGUUUGGCUUGUCGUCUUGUCAUACGACCAAUACCAAAGGAUAUACCCGUUCAAGAGAUUAUAAACCAACGAAUAUUUGCUAGCACAGUUGUUAGUGAAACCCAAAGUGGUGAAAAUCUUAUUCUCGAACUUUCUGAUAAAAAUGUAUAUGAUCAAUGUGUAAACCAAGGUGCUCUUCGUGUGAAAGGACAAUUAAUGCAUAUGGAAGCUUUUACAUUUCUAAGUAAUCCAGAAGAAAGUGAAAUAGAUGCAGAGACUUGGUAUGAAACCGAUAUGCGUGAUCACAAACCGGAUAUUAUGCCAUUUAUUACUCAACCACAACAUCCAAUCUUUCGUUUGAAAUGGAAUUCAGCCCUAUGGCUAGAGCAAUUUCGUAGUACGAAAGAUGUAAAUCGCGCACGUUCGGGUCGUGAUCAUCGAGCAGCUUCGAGUGAUGUAAAACGACAUAUGUUACGAGUAACAGUGAUGUUAAAUACCAUAGGAGUAGUGAAAAAAAAGAGUUAUGUUGUAGAUGGAAAGGAAGUUCGCCUGAAACCUAGCCGUUUAAAAACUAUUGUGUACGAUCACCGAUCGAAGUUGGCACCUAAAACUAAAACAUCUCUUUCAAGUACAUCGAUACCGCCUUAUACUUCUACCAAUGUUGAUGUUUUACAAGAAGAUUGUCUUCUUACGUAUGAAAGAUUACUUUCUCAAGGACGUCAUCCACUUCUCCUUAACAUGGCUAAUGCUCACAGUCCUGGAGGUGGUUAUCGGAAAGGUGAUGGAGCCCAAGAAGAAACUCUCUUCCGUCGUUCUGACUACUAUCGAAGUCUUGAUAUGGGACUCGAUGACGGACAACCAACGGAGCGCUUCUAUUGCAAAGCAAAAGGUGAACUGGAGCCUUUAUCUCAGAAUGAAAAGAUGUAUCCCAUAGACACAUUCGGCGCAAUUUAUACUUCUGGUCUUACUGUUUUUCGACAAUCAGAAGAAACAGGUUAUGCGUUUAUGCGUGAACCCAUGUAUAAUGUGUGCUCAAUUGGCGUAGCUGCUUAUCGAGAACCUAAGGUGGAGAACGGUCGACUAACACCAAAAUACGCUGUCGAUAUGCGUAAAAAAAUCGAAACUAUUUUUACUGUUGCUUAUCAUCAUAGCCAUGAUUCUUUGGUUCUAUCUGCUCUCGGUUGUGGUGCAUUCAAAAACCCACCAGAACACGUUGCUGCUAUCUUUAAAUCAGUAAUUGAACAAUAUGCCGGCUUUUUCAAGAACAUCUAUUUUGCUAUUGUUGAUGAUCAUAAUGCAAGACAACAAUUCAAUCCAAAUGGAAAUUAUCAACCAUUUAAAAAGUUAUUAGCUGGUUUGGAAGUACAAUCAAUGCUAAAUAAAAUAGCCGGCAUGAGCAUCGGACCGUAUCGAGUUUUGAAUGAUUCAUAUAAUGGAGAACUAAGCUUGAGCGAUGUUCGCAUUUUUGAUCGACGACCGUGUCAACAUGGAGCCAAAUGCAGUAACUUAUAUAACGAACAACAUUGUUGUGAAUUUUCACAUCCGCCUCUAUGUCCCAAUGCGGGUAGUUCAAUGUCUUGUAAACAGAGAAGCGACGAUGAUCACACAUUUUUCUUUGUUCAUCGCCCUAAAUGUCCAUAUGGUGGCGAAUGUCGAGAAAUUGAUAAAGAACAACAUUCAAGCGAAUAUGAACAUCCGAAAUUUUGUCCAGAUGGAGGAGAAUGCGAUAUCAUGAAUCCGGAACAUCUGAAAUCUCUUCGGCAUUUACCUUUGUGUCGACAUGGUAUAGAAUGUCUUGAUUUUAAGCGAAAGAUACCAAAGCAUUGUCAAGAUUAUCGGCAUUGCCGACCGAUAUGUCACCAUGGUGCCUUCUGUGCAAAUUUUCACUGUUCAAAACAUAUUGCACAAGAAAGUCAUCCAUUCAUAAAACCUUGUCCCUUUACUCCAUAUCACUGCUCACAAUUCGAUCAACUUUCACAAUCCACUAAUAUUCAGGCAUUACCUAUCUCUGUUCAAGAUCAUUGUCUGAACUUUUCUCAUGUAUGUCGUUUUGGUCGUCAAUGCCACCAGAAACCUGAAUUGCACUGGGAGAAAACAAUACAUGUAGCACGCCAUAUCUGUCAAUAUGGAAGGAAAUGCCGAAAAAUGGAUGAAGAAGACCAUUUAGAUUCCUUUACUCAUACAGAUAUUAAUGAUAUACGUCGAUUAUGUCCGUAUCCAAUCUAUGAAUGUCGAGAUGCAAAUAAACACGAACAUAUUCAACGUUAUCGACAUAACGGAUAUUUUGAUCGUAGUAGUGUUAUACGUCAUAAUGGUUUGAACAAUGAUAUUGAUUUUGUUCAAAAUCAAAAGAACCUUAUUCAAGCAAUUAGUGAAUACGCAAAAAAAGAGAAGUGGACAAAAGCAUCCAUACCAGGAGAAUUAUUAGAUUGGAUUCGAGGUCUUCAACCAGUGCAUCGCUGUUCCAAUAUAAUAUUCGAAUCUAUACUUGUCCAUGGACAUGUCAUGUCGCGUGAGUAUAUGCUUCGUUUGCGAAAACCCCAAUUUGCAGCUAAUGCUGUUCAACAGCACACAGAAGUAAGAAAAAUUUUGAACCAUCAGAAUUUACAGUCUUUAAAUGAUAAUGUACUCGAAUAUAUUGAAGCUCUUGUCGCUCUUGAAUACACUAACCAUGGCACUUCAGAAUCACGUUCGAGUUCAGACAAAGACGAACUUGAGCAUAGAAUAAAAUCAAAAGAAAGAAUAAUAUCUGCAGUUUUGCGUUCCAAAGAUAUCGAAGUGAUUAAACAAAACGCGAUUGAUGUUGCUAAAGCAUCUUUAAAUCUUCAAGCAAAUCCAGCGGGCAUCGGCUAUGCACCUGAUAAAAAGCUCGGUACUGAUAAACAAGUUUUUAGUAUUCUUGGGCCACAUCUUGGUCAUUAUUAUGGCGACAUUUUCAUUGUCUUCAAACAUGAUGUAAUGAGGCAUCCCGAUGCUAACUUUUCCAUUCAAGCGGCCACAUCGUUUGUAAGCGGUAAUGGUUAUGGUAAGCGACUAUGGUCUCCAGAUCCCGGCACCGAAGAUGGUCGAAUUGCAGAUUUUCAUGCAUCAAAACUGCAUUGUGCGGUACCAGGCUAUGAACAUGCAGCCGCUAUGGAGUUGAUGGCCAGAGUAGGUGCAUCCAAGAAAACACUCAAUGUGGAUCUUAAAUCAGUACAAAAACAUUGGGCAACCAUCGAUUCACAUCAAGUAUUUGAAGGACAUCUUCCUCAAUUGAUACCUCUUGAUUACAUUGAUCAUGUGUAUAUUCCAGAAAGCUUAUUUAAGUCACUAAGCGAAGCGACUCAAAAUUCAGCUAAAAAAGCUUUCGGUAAACACCUUAAAAUUACAUCUCAUAAAAUUGACGUGAGCCAGACGGCUGGAGGAGGAUCUAAACCAUCGGAUAAAGUGCGUGGGGAAUAUCAAGAUUUCGUACUCAAGGAAUUAGCAGAGAAAUUUGCACGCAAUGCUGAUCGACAAGACAAAUUGAGAGGAAUAGUGAUUACAGUACGACCAACCCAUUUCGAAGAUCACAUUAUUUUGCCUCUAACAAUAUCACAAGCCUACUCUCAAUACGAUGAUAAUCAUAAGCGUCCUUGGAAGAUUAUGUAUAUCUAUUGGCAAGCAAUGUAUGGUGACAUGAUGCUUACUAUAUCAAAUGAACCGAUCGAUCCCAAAGCACAGCAACCACAUUUGCGCUGUCUUGUAUGUUAUGUUGCUGAAAGACCAGACACUUCUACAAAUGACUAUCGUGAAACAUAUUCAUACUUAUCAAAUAAUGAGCCUUAUAAACACGAUGUGAUUCUCCGUGAUCGUCGUUUUAAAGAUGGUUCAAAUACAUUCUAUCUUGGCCGUAAUACGGAUAAUUUUAUGACAUACUGCUUAACUAUUGAACGAGAAACAGGGAAAACGACACUUUCUCAUGUUGGUCCGAACGCAAUCUACAAUACUGAUAAAAUUUCUUGCACAUUCGCUAAACACGAGCUUGAUUUCGGUCAGUUAGACUAUAUUCAUGUUAGUGCUGGUUCGAAGAAAGUUCCUAUUCGAAACUUGACUAUUUGUUUUGAGAAAAUACCUGAUUUACAUCCGUCCAUUGAUGACGACUUCAAGCAGGAUAGCUUUUCCUUUCCUGAUUCAUACGACGCCAAAGAAAAUUCCAGAUCAACUGAUCGCGUGUCAAGCCCUGCACAAGAGAAAUCUUCUAGUAAUGACAAAUCUCCCACACUAUUCAGAAAACUUGUGAACUGGAUUGCUGGUGAUAGUUCAGCAAUACCUUGCCCAGACUCAGUGAACUGUCUCAAACAAUAUUCUGAAGAUGAUGAAUCACAUAAUUCCAAAUUUACGCAUCCUUGCCGGUACUCUGAACGGUGUCGAAAUCAAACAAAGGAACCCUAUCUAGUACACGAACCUCAUAACGUGGAUAUAUGUAAGAACGACAAGACAUGUAAAGAAAAAAGAGAUCCCAUUCAUCGGGCACAGUACCGUCAUUCAGACUUGCCUGAUUUUCUCAUUCCCUGCCGUGAUCAACAUCGAUGUAAAGAUCAAUCAUCAAAACAUUGCAUAAAAUAUUCACAUGGUGAGAAAGUGCCUAUAUCGUUGGUAAAAAUCGGUAAUGAGGGUAAGGUCGAUGAGUUUAUUAACAUUUCAAAACGAAUUUUCUCAUCAGGUGCACAACCGCGGCGUCAAUCACCAUCAGGACGUCGGUCAUCACCAAGACGCCAAUCACCACGUGAACUUCGACCACCAUCACGACGUCAAUCACCAUCAGGACGUCGGUCAUCAGCAAGACGCCAAUCACCACGUGAACUUCGAUCACCAUCACGACGUCAAUCGCCAUCAGGACGUCGGUCAUCACCAAGACGCCAAUCACCACGUGAAAUUCGAUCACCAUCACGACGUCAAUCGCCAUCAGGACGUCGAUCACCAUCACGAUAUCAAUCACCGGUGGGGCAUCGGUCACCACCGCGUCCUCAAUCACUAUCGAGACGUCAAUCACCAUCGGGACGGCGGUCACCACCCCAUCAUCAAUCACAAAACUACGCUCGUCAUCAUUCCGAUUAUCAAGGAGACGAUGAUCGCAUUGAGUGUAAACAUGGAACGAAAUGUU
Messenger RNA from Rotaria sp. Silwood2, 6451 nucleotides. Lineage: Eukaryota; Metazoa; Rotifera; Eurotatoria; Philodinida; Philodinidae. The record is from the annotation of a GenBank genome assembly.